Molecule: messenger RNA, 473 nt
Organism: Charadrius vociferus (killdeer)
Lineage: Eukaryota; Metazoa; Chordata; Aves; Charadriiformes; Charadriidae
Gene: CALML5
Product: calmodulin-like 5
Exons: 1
Coding region: 14-463 (149 amino acids)
Biological process (GO): regulation of ryanodine-sensitive calcium-release channel activity
Molecular function (GO): calcium ion binding
Source: RefSeq, a predicted model, not a curated record
AGUGGGGAACGCCAUGGCCGAGCGGCUGUCGGAGGAGCAGAUCGCCGAAUUCAAGGAGGCUUUUUCCCUUUUUGACCGGGAUGGAGACGGUUGCAUCACCACGAAGGAGUUGGGCACCGUCAUGCGCUCGUUGGGGCAAAACCCCACCGAAGCGGAGCUGCAGGACAUGGUGGGGGAGGUGGAUGCCGACGGCAGCGGCACUGUCAAUUUCCCCGAGUUUCUCUCACUGAUGGCGAGGAAGAUGAGGGACACAGACAGCGAGGAGGAGAUCCGCGAGGCUUUCCGCGUCUUUGAUAAGGAUGGCAACGGUUACAUCAGUGCGGCGGAGCUGCGGCACGUCAUGACCAACCUGGGUGAGAAGCUGACGGAUGAGGAGGUGGAUGAGAUGAUCAAGGAAGCUGACUGCAACAAUGAUGGGCAGGUCAACUAUGAGGAGUUUGUGAGGAUGAUGACGGAGAAGUGAAGCCCCCCGU